GUGGAGAGACCCUGGCUGAUGACGCGUCCAUUCCUUCAUGGAGCAGUGGAGAGACCCUGGCUGAUGACGCGUUCAUUCCUUCAUGGAGCAGUGGAGAGACCCUGGCUGAUGACGCGUUCAUUUCUUCAUGGAGCAGUGGAGAGACCCUGGCUGAUGCUUGGGCGCGGUCUGAUCUGAGACUCCCCCCCCCCCCACUUCCUCCUAGCCCCGCCCCCCACUCCCCGCCUGUCUAUAAACUCCGAGUGGAGAGACCUUGGAGAGUGACAGAGGCGGAGGAGGUCGAGAAAUAGUGUGCGCUGUGCGAGUCACGCUCCACGAUGGGUUAUCGAUUUCACUUCGUCGAGCCGCUGGUCAUCCUCUACCUGUUCGGCCAGAGCCUGUCGGGCCCUCCGAGCAGCGUCUACAUCUACAACCGCAUCCUGCACGAGAUCGGGAACGGCUCGCGUAGCGCCGGCGGGUCCGCCAAUGGUUCGCACGAGAGCUGUGGAGGGUCCAACGCCUCCGAUGACAGCUCCAAGGCGGAGGAGGAGGCGCAGGAGCAGACAUCCCAGUUCUACCUCUACCUCUCCCUGUCGGGCUUCGUGCCCAUCAUGGCGGCCGGGCUGGCGCUGGGCGCGCUCAGCGACAACCACGGACGCCGUGUGGCGCUGAUGCUGCCCCUCGUGGGCGACAUCCUUUCCACCGUCAUCUUCAUCCUGAUCGUGCACUUCGAGCUGCCCCUCUGGGUCCUCUACAUCUCCAACGUGCUCACCAGCUUCCUGGGGGGCACCACCACGCUGCUGGGCAUCAGCUUCGCCUAUGUGGCCGACACGACCACCAAGGUGACUCGCUUGCCUCGCCGUCUCCUCGGACGCAACCCCCAAUAUGAAUCCAAAUUCUCAGAAGUGUGA
Molecule: messenger RNA, 890 nt
Organism: Lethenteron reissneri (Far Eastern brook lamprey)
Lineage: Eukaryota; Metazoa; Chordata; Hyperoartia; Petromyzontiformes; Petromyzontidae
Product: lysosomal proton-coupled steroid conjugate and bile acid symporter SLC46A3-like
Biological process (GO): transmembrane transport
Cellular component (GO): membrane
Molecular function (GO): transmembrane transporter activity
Source: RefSeq, a predicted model, not a curated record